Messenger RNA from Uloborus diversus, 4991 nucleotides. RefSeq names its product tetratricopeptide repeat protein 37-like. Lineage: Eukaryota; Metazoa; Arthropoda; Arachnida; Araneae; Uloboridae. Gene Ontology annotation, molecular function: protein binding. Gene Ontology annotation, cellular component: Ski complex. The transcript is spliced from 41 exons. The coding region runs from base 137 to 4654 and encodes 1505 amino acids. The record is from RefSeq and is a predicted model, not a curated record.
UUUACAUUUUCGAUGUGGAAUUAAUUUGAAAUUUGAUGCUCUGUCUGGGGAAAUUUUUGAUCUUAUUAAAAUAAGAAAAAAGUGUUCACUUUCAACCAGGCAUUUAAAAAUCUAAGAUAAAAUUAAAUUUUCUUUUAUGGAUGCGAAAGAAAUCAAAUCGUUACUAAAGCAAGCUAGAGAAUGUUUAAAGGAGAAAGAUUACAAAGCAGCUCUAAAACAUUGCAAGACUGUUCUUAAGACUGACAAAAAUAACUACAAUGCAUGGGUAUUUGUUGGAGCAGCAGCUCAAGAACUGGAUGAGCCCGAACAAGGUGAAGCAGCUUUUAGAAAGGCAAUUGAGAUAUCACCAGACCAACUCUUAGCAUGGCAGGGUCUAUGCAGUUUUUACGAGAAACAAGAAAAGGAAGAACAUAAUGAAGAACUUCUUUCUGUGUAUGAAAAGCUAAUUGAUCUACUGCAUUCUGAUAAAGUGAAAAUGCUUGAAAUGUAUGACAAAUUGAUCUCUAUUCUAAGAAAAAUGAACAAGAAAGAGAAACUUUUAGGAGUACUUAGAUCAAAGUUAGAUGUCGUAAAAGAUGAUAGCGAGGGAAAAUAUUUAGUGAAUAAAUUGAUUUUUGAAGAAAUAUGUGGACAAGUCCAAUUGGGAGAAAAUGAAAAAAAGAUACAAAUGGAAGCAUUACAAUGUAUUAUUGAUCAUGAAAAAUUUUCUGAAGCUGAUAUUAAAAGAAUAUUUUCAACAUUCAUUGAAAAUUUGGUCAAAUGUUCGAAUGAACAAUAUUCUCUGAGUUUAGCACUAAUGAUUUACAAAAAAUUUCCUGAUAGUCCAACCUGUCUAGAGUUUUUAUGCCGAUUAGGAAUGAAAUUAUACAUAGACAACAACACUGUUAUUGGGGGUAUAGAUGAGUUGUCAGAAAAGAUAUCAAAGUGUGAUAUGAUUAAAGGAAUUGCUUUGAUUUUUCAAGGUUAUACAUACUUGAUCGCCAAAAAAUAUGUGGAGGCAAUUCUGAGCAUAAAACAAGGCCUUAAAACAGUUGAAUCCUGCUUGGAAGGUUGGUAUUUCCUAACAGAAAUACAUCUGAAGUUACAUCAAUACAAAGAUGCUGAAAAAAAUGCUAAAAUAGGUAUAGAUCUUUCAAUGAAACGUACCACUUCUUCAAGCAUGAUCGGAAAAUUUUAUUUGCUUCUGGGCCAAGCAUUGUGUGGAAAGCAGAAUUUCAAUGCUGCUAUCAAAUCUUUUGAAAAGUGUAUACAGUACUUAGGACAAUCAAAGGAAAUUAUGAUUUCUUUCUGCCAAACACUUUUAAAAAUUGAAGAAGUUGAAAAGGCUGAGAAGAUUUGCAAUGAAUUGAAAGCAAAGUACAGUGAUGAUGCUGAUGUGAUGCUGAUUGAAGGCUACAUCCUUCUCUUGAAAAAAGAAUAUUCUGCUGCAUUAGCAAAGUUAAAAGAAUCCAUUAAGCUAAAGGAGAGUGCUUUUACUUUGCACUUAAUUGCCACCUCUUUGUGGUUCUCUGAGCAACAUGAAAAGGCAUUCAAAAUUUUUAGUAAAGCUAUUGAGCUAGAUCCUUAUUUUGCGAUGAAUUUUUUGUAUCUUGGCCAUUACUACCGAAAUCAUUUGCUUGAUAAGAGCAAAGCUUGUUUGUGCUAUCAAAAGGCUUUUACUUUGGAUAAUGCUGACUUUGAAAUAGGACUAAACUUCAGCCAGACGUUAAAAGAGAUGGGAAAAGAGGAAGAAAAUGUAAAGGUUUUGAAGAUUAUUACUGAAAAUGCAAGUUUAGGAAGUUGUAAAUGGGCUUGGACACAACUUGGUCUUUAUCAGUUGAAAACGAACCCUUCUGAUGCUAUCUUUUCUUUUCAAAAUGCUGUUAGAGCAGAUCCAAAUAACAGCCAUACAUGGGAAUGCCUAGCUGAUGCCUACCUGAAACGUGGCAGUUAUGAAUCAGCUUUAAAGGCUUUUGAAAGAGCUGCAGAAAUUAAUACUAAUGCUAUGUAUCCGUUGUACCAAAUUGCCACUAUUCAAAAAUUACGAGGCUUUUAUCCUGAAGCAGUUGAGAAGCAUAAGGUUCUCUUGGAAGUUGCUCCAACUUAUGUCCCUGCAUUGAUAGGCUUAGCUGAAACAUAUGUGCUGUAUGCCAAGAAAUCAUUUUCUGAUUGCCUGUAUGGAUUAUCUCGAGAUUAUUGUCAAGAAGCUCUCAAUGUUCUAUCUAGAGUUGCAGCCUCAAACACAGGAUUAUCCUCUUUGUGGAAGUUAGCCGGGGAUGCAUGCACUUUGCUUUUCCAUUUGGAUGAAAAGUGGUUCCCUGUAACAGUUCCUCAUCAGUUGCACCAGAAAAUAGAAACAGAGGCUGUUGUGUGUAACAAAUCGGAAAUUUUGAUGUAUGGUUCCAAGUUUUUCGGUCGUGCCAUCGUAAUUAAAGAUAAUGUAAGCACCUUAUGGCAUGAUUUGGGUGUUAGUUAUUAUUAUCAAUCUCUUCUGCAUUUUGAUUCAAAUACGAAAGUAGAGUUUGCAAAAAAAAAAGCUUUUGUUUGUUUUCAAAAAGCUGUUUCUAUUGCUGCUCAAUAUCAAGCUCAUUGGAUUGCCCUUGGUGUCGUUGCAAUUGGUAAAGGUUUGAAUGAUGAUGCUUUUGGACAACAUGCCUUAAUUCAAUCUCUUGAAAUUAACCCAAAUAAUGCAGAAACGUGGACAAAUUUGGGGAUUUUGUAUCUUGAAAAAGGGAACAUAGAGUUAGCAAAUGCUGCUUUUGUGAAGGCACAAUCAACAGAACCAACAUAUCCAUUGAGUUGGAUUGGACAAGCAUUUAUUGCAGAUAAAAUCGCACAUGCUGAAACCAUGGAUCUGUAUCGACAUGCAUCUACACUAGGAUCUCAUACAGAAGCACUACUGGGUUACUCAAGAAUCGUGUGUAAAACACUUCUUGAUACUACCAACAAAAACACGGAAGCUUAUAGAUAUAACAUAGAGCAGAUGAAUGCUAUUGUUGUUGCUGUGGAUUGCGCUGAAAAAUUUAUUGGAAAUAAAAAUACUGUACCUGAGGCAUUUAAUAUUUUGGGAAUGCUUCUGGAAAGGCGUUGUAUUUAUAAUGCUUCAUUGAAUUCCUACAAGAGAGCUUUAGAUUUAUUUCAAGAAAAUGGACAAGCAGAAAAUGUAGAAAUAGUUAGGGCCAACUAUGCAAGAUUAUUGUGUGUUAAUGGGCAUAUAAAUGAAGCCAUUAAAGAAUUUCUUCUGCUGAAAAAAGUGGAUACCAGUCUACUUUGCAGUUUUGCUGUGGCAUUUCUCAAAGCAAAGCAAUAUGAACAGUCAUUUAAAUUGUUUAAACAAGCCUUUGAAAAAGCUAAAAGCAAUGCAGACAAAUCCCAUAUAAAAGUUGCUAUGGCCAUAGUUGCAAGAAACCUUCAAGGAUCUGAUUUUCCCAAUCCUUUAACUUUGUUAUUUGAAAGCUCUCAACUAAGUCCAGCAUCUGUGCCAGGACUGUUAGCUCUUUGUGCUGUAGGGAUUUUAAAAAAUGAAAGAGACUUAUCAUUGGCAGCUCAAAAAGAACUUCAACCAUAUAAGUAUCAUAAAGAUUACUGUCCAUCCAUAGCCCUGCUUUGGGCAUCUCAGGCCUAUUUAUUGAAAGGAGCGAAAGCUGGACGUAAUGAAAUGCUCAGUUUCAUCCGCUGUGUGCCAAAUAAUGGAGAGAUGUGGCUUCAAAUGGCCUCCUGUCUCCUUCAGUUUAAUUCUGAAUAUGCAAAUACUGCAGCUUACUGCACAAAAGUGAGCAGUUUCCACAAUGGAAACAAAGAGCAGUUAUCACAAAUAUUUGCUUUGAGUCGAAUGUCUGAAGGUUACCGAAAGGGUGCACUUUCUGCUGCACAGAAAGCCGUCCACUUAAAUCCGGCACAUCUGUCUAAUUGGGUGACGUUAGCUGCUGCAUGUCAUGUUGCUGAAAAAGAUAGAAAAAACACAGGAUGGAUGUUCAGUUUUGUUAAAAAAUUAGCUAAGGAACAAGGAAUAGAGUCUGAUAUGUUAGGUGCCCUUAUUAUUUUAGAAGCAUUUCAUUAUAUUUGUGAAAAUAAAUUCAUGGAUGCUAACAGAUUACUGAGUAAAGCAGUUUCUGUCACUUCCUUUAAUGCAGAGAUUCAAUCAGCGCUACAGAUUUUGGAUGCAACUGUGAAAGUUUUCUUAAACAAAGGAAGCCUGGAUUCUCUAGUUAUUGCUAUGAAAAACAAUCAAAACUCCUUUUUAGGAUGGCAUAUACUUUCUCAACUGUUAAUGUCAUCAGGAAGAUUUUUUGAAGCUGAGAAAACAAUUUCAAAGUUUGCUAUCACUGCUGAAAAGUUAUUCCCGAAGUGGACCACUUUCCCUUUGUUGCAGUUGGCUGUUAUGUCUUAUAAAGCUAUGAAUGUGAAUAUUGAUGAAAGAGAAAAAUGGUUAAAGCUGGGGGAAGAAGCGAGUGGUAAAGCAGUGCACCUUUUCCCAUCUAGUCAGGCUGCACGCUUCAUGCAAGGAUUGUUCGCUUUGGAAUCUGGAAAUAAGAAUUUAGCCAGAAGGAGCUUUGAAAAGGUAGUUUCUGAUCCAGUGAUCAAAGAACCAAAGUGGAUGGAGAAAGCUGCUAAAUGCAUAAUGGAUAUAAAUAAUUUGAAAAGAAAAGCUGACAAAGAUCAAGAGACCUCUUGAUGAACUUCGAUUCUAGUCACUGGAAGAAAAUAUUUCUGUGAUAAAAAUUGUCUUCAAUGAAUUGCUUAUCAAAUUUAACUGUAUUUAUUUUUAUGGAAUUUUGAAAUAUUUUUAAAAAAAUUUGACAAAAUAAAAUGCAAAUUCAAAGAAAUACUGACAGAUUUGUUUUUUCUUUUGUUAAUAAAUCAUACUAUAGCGGAACACACCAAAAAGUAUGGUGUGUGAAAGCCAGACGAUAUGUAUCACAUAUCUCAGAUUUUGAAAUAAUAUGUUCAAUCAUUGUGGUAUGAAUUUGGCUGUUCAGAAUAUUAGUAUAUUUUUUUUUUUUUUUUUUUGA